AAUGAGCCUUGCUUCCUACUUUGACGUUACAGGACUUGCACCUCCAUCUAACACGCAUGUCUACGACCCAUGAACUUUGGAAAUAGCGGCUACGAAUUGUGCUUUAUGUACUUUUAUUUACAUGGGAAAAUAACUGCAACUUUUACAAUUUGUCGUUUUAAGUGUUUUUAUUUUUACGAUAUCGCUAACCCCCAUUUACAUUACCUUUUGUUCCGCAAUUAGACUAACAAAGCAGUAGACGUCGACAAAAAGUAGUUUCAGUUUCGUUUUUGAGAAGAAAUUGGGAGGACAAGAAGUUGCUACGGCUAGCGACUUGGAUUAUUUUAUCGACAAGAACAUCAGUAUACAGUAUGGACAGAACAGCGAUGCUUACCAGUAAACUUAAAGUCGUUUUCUUGUUAAAUGUUUUGGCAUCAUCGAUUCUAGCAGCAGGUGAUGAAGUAGGCCUAUAUGGAAAGGAUGGAGGAGAAAUCACAUUAACCCCAGACCCAUUCUCUGGCCCACUCGAACGCAUCGUUUGGAUACAUGGGGGUGACAAAGCAAUCGAGUGGGAGGGCGGGCUACCUGAAGCUUAUCGCCAGUUCAGAGGUUCCACAUCUCUGAACAAAAUAACAGGAGAAAUGACGAUCACAAAUUUAGAUUCAAGGUUUAAUGGAGUUUAUUCAUCCGAUGUAAAUGGCAUUCAAGCUACAAAAAAAUGGAAGCUGACGGUACUCGGUGAUGAAGUAUAUGGAAAGAAAGGAGGAGAAAUCACAUUAUCCCCCGGCUCGUUGUCUGGCUCACUCACCCGCAUCGUUUGGAAACAUGGGGGUGACAAAGCAAUCGAGUUGGAGGGCGGGAUAACUGACGCUUAUCGCCAGUUCAAAGGUUCCACAUCUCUGAACAAAAUAACAGGAGAAAUGACGAUCACAAAUUUAGAUUCAACGUUUAAUGGAGUUUAUUCAUCCGAUGUAAAUGGCAUUCAAGCUACAAAAAAAUGGAAGCUGACGGUACUCGGUGAUGAAGUAGGCCUAUAUGGAAAGGAUGGAGGAGAAAUCACAUUAACCCCAGGCCCAUUCUCUGGCCCACUCGAACGCAUCGUUUGGAAACAUGGGGGUGACAAAGCAAUCGAGUGGGAGGGCGGGAUAACUGACGCUUAUCGCCAGUUCAGAGGUUCCACAUCUCUGAACGAAACAACAGGAGAAAUGAGGAUCACAAAUUUAGAUUCAACGUUUAAUGGAGUUUAUUCAUCCGAUGUAAAUGGCAUUCAAGCUACAAAAAAAUGGAAGCUGACGGUACUCGGUGAUGAAGUAGGCCUAUAUGGAAAGGAUGGAGGAGAAAUCACAUUAACCCCAGGCCCAUUCUCUGGCCCACUCGAACGCAUCGUUUGGAAACAUGGGGGUGACAAAGCAAUCGAGUGGGAGGGCGGGAUAACUGACGCUUAUCGCCAGUUCAGAGGUUCCACAUCUCUGAACGAAACAACAGGAGAAAUGAGGAUCACAAAUUUAGAUUCAACGUUUAAUGGAGUUUAUUCAUCCGAUGUAAAUGGCAUUCAAGCUACAAAAAAAUGGAAGCUGACGGUACUCGGUGAUGAAGUAUAUGGAAAGGAUGGAGGAGAAAUCACAUUAACCCCAGACCCAUUCUCUGGCCCACUCUACCGCAUCGUUUGGAACCGUGGGGGUGACAAAGCAAUCGAGUUGGAGGGCGGGAUAACUGACGCUUAUCGCCAGUUCAAAGAUUCCACAUUUCUGGACACAGAAACAGGAGAAAUGACGAUCACAAAAUUAGAUUCAACGUUUAAUGGAGUUUAUUCAUCCGAUGUAAAUGGCAUUCAAGCUACAAAAAAAUGGAAGCUGACGGUACUCGAUCCUGUUUCCAAACCAAUCAUUGAUAUGAAAUGCACUAAAUCCAUGUGCAUAUUGUCCUGUGAGAAUACUGCCACCGUUAAAGUUCAGUGUGCUUGGAGAAAGGGUGAAGAAGAAUUGCGGCAGUCCGAUGGAACCUUGAAACUUGAGAAGACCGAUGACAAGGUUGGAAAAGCUUACAUAUGUAACUGCAGCAACCCUGUGAGCUUUGCUGUGAGUGACCCAGUCGUCCCAUUUCUCCCAGGUGAUGAAGUGUAUGGAAAGAAAGGAGGAGAAAUCACAUUAUCCCCCGGCUCGUUGUCUGGCUCACUCACCCGCAUCGUUUGGAAACAUGGGGAUGACAAAGCAAUCGAGUGGGAUGGCGGGAUAACUGACGCUUUUCGCCAGUUCAAUGGUUCCACAACUGUGAACGAAAAAACAGGAGAAAUGAGGAUCACAAAAUUAAAUUCAACUUUUAAUGGAGUUUAUUCAUCCGAUGUAAAUGGCAUUCAAGCUACAAUAAAAUGGAAGCUGACGGUACUCGGUGAUGAAGUAUAUGGAAAGAAAGGAGGAGAAAUCACAUUAUCCCCCGGCUCGUUGUCUGGCCCACUCGAACGCAUCGUUUGGAAACAUGGGGAUGACAAAGCAAUCGAGUGGGAGGCCGGGCAAACUGUCGCUUAUCGCCAGUUCAAAGGUUCCACAACUCUGGACGCAAAAACAGGAGAAAUGACGAUCACAAAAUUAGAUUCAAGGUUUAUUGGACUUUAUUCAUCCGAUGUAAAUGGCGUUCAAGCUACAAAAAGAUGGACGCUGACGUUACUCGAUCCUGUUUCCAAACCAAUCAUUGUUAAGAACUGCAAUGAAUCCACGUGCGUAUUGACCUGUAAGAGUAAUGCCACCUUUAAAGUUCAGUAUGCUUGGAGAAAGGGUGAAGAAGAAUUGCAGAAGUACGAUAGAACCUUGGAACUUGAGAAGACUGAUGACACGGUUGGAAAAGCUUACAUAUGUAACUUCAGCAACCCUGUGAGCUUUGCUGAGAGUGACCAAGUCGUCCCAUUUCCCCCAGAUCCUGUUUCCAAACCAAUAAUUGUUCUGGAGAACUGCACUGAAUCCAUGUGCGUAUUGACCUGUAAGAGUAAUACCACCUUUAAAGUUCAGUAUGCUUGGAGAAAGGGUGAAGAAGAAUUGCAGAAGUACGAUAGAACCUGGGUACUUGAGAAGACAGAUGACACGGUUGGAAAAGCUUACACAUGUAUCUUCAGCAACCCUGUGAGCUCUGCUGAGAGUGACGAAGUCAUCCCAUUUCCAAAACCUAAACCACUGGUUGAAAUUAUUGUUGGUUUGCUAAGUGGGCUAUUCAUCUUGCUGGGAGUAAUUGCAUUCAUAAAAAGAAAACAACUGAUGAAAUUCGUGCAGACUUGCCGUGGGACGAGAGUUUACUGUUUAGGAAAUUCUGAUGCUGAUAAAGGUGGAGCUAAAGAUCCAGAAGCUGUGCUACUCAAUAAAAAUGCUGCUGGUAAUCAAGAUGGAGCUAAUGAGACAUCAGAAGUUCCUGAAACCCUGGAUAAUACCAGUGAUGACAAAGCUGCGCCACUCAGUAAAUAUGCUGCUGGUAAUCAAGAUGGAGCUAAUGAGACAUCAGAAGCUGAGCCAAUCUAUGAAAAUGCUGCUGGUAAUCAAGAUGGAGCUAAUGAGACAUCAGAAGUUCCUGAAACCCUGGAUAAUACCAUUGAUGACAAAGCUGAGCCAAUCUAUGAAAAUGCUGCUGGUAAUCAAGAUGGAGCUAAUGAGACAUCACAAGCUGAGCCAAUCUAUGGUGAUACUACUAAUGGUCCCAACAGCCCGUAACGGAUGUAACAAGCAGGAGCCACUGAAAGCUGUUGAAGGCCAUAAACAUCGCCAGAUAUGCUUCAGUCCAGCUGCGUAGACUGGAGCUCAACAGCCUUCACCUAAGAUUAAAGACUCUCAGGAUGUCGUCAUGGAUUAAAAUGUCUGUCUACUCGUGUUCUGUUAAAUGUGCUAAAUAGAUCAAGCUAUGUAUUCCCGCUCUCCUCGUUCGUCGCACAUUUUUAAUUUUUUAAUUUUUAAAGACACCUGGGUAAAGAUUCCUUCUGUACCGGAAUGUACCAGUGUUCCCUGGAAUGGGCGCCAGUCUGUUACUCGUUUCAGUUUUAUCUUGUCGGUUGAAACCUGCAGAAUAUGCGACGUGGCAGGAUGAAGGAAAGGUGGGGUAGAAGGACCGCACACGCUCGCGGUCAAACAAAAUGGCAGCUCUGAGCAGUGGCAGAGGGUCUCUCCUGCUGACCUCACCCGUCUGUGAAGGCAUAAAUAGGUAUUGUUAAACCAAGACACCGAUCACAGCUCUUUUCUGAAUGUAACUGCGGAGUACCUUACCGUAGAUCCAUGUUUUAAACAAAGGGCCUGGAAUACGAGUGCAAUACACUUCUGUUUAGGAUGUACACUGAUUUGAGGUUUUGCAGUCCAAUUCAGCACUCUUUAAAAGAGUGCAUGGAAAUAGAUGCUGUGAUUGGCAGUCUCUAAGUAAUUUGUACAUAACUUGUCAAUCAUUAGACUAGGGUAUAUACAGUAAGGCUUCCAUCGGCACAUAACAGCAUUCCACUGAUGGUGUGCCAGCCAGCUGGUGCUUCUGUGUAUUUUCACUUUAUUCAGACGGGGAAAAAACAGAGAGCGCUCUACUAGAACUGGAAACACAGUGUAGGAAGUGGCAGAGCACUGGAAAUCAAGGCUCUGGCAGUAUGGGUGGAGGGUAGAGAGCCAGCUGCCCUGCUCAGAGCACCACACAGGCUUUUAGCUUCAACUGUUGCUAUAAAUGUUGAGCGUGGUUCUUUCCUGAAUGUGGCACCUUCAUACGUGUCCAAAAUGACACCUAUUUUUGCUUUUUUUUUUUUUUUUUUUUUAAAGUUUGAAGAUGCAUAUUCACUGGCAUGUCAACUAUGCUCAAAUGCAUAUUUCCACUGCUUCUGUCAACAUUUGGUGUUAAAAUAAUUCCUCUGUCAAGUCGCAUAAAACUACACAGUGGCUUACCUUUUGCAGUUGUUGAAGUCUGUACAUUGUUCAGUAUAUAAGUAGCUUUACCCAGAAAUACCUUUUUUCUUUUUUUUUGUUCGCACUGAUUGGAAAUGUGGGGAGGAAGCCACUCAUUAUUUAUGAACUCCUGUCAUCUGUCAGGAUUACUUGAGUGACAUUUUUAUGAUUUUUUUUCCUACAGCUUUGGAGAUGUAGGCAGGCACAGAUUGUCGUACUAUAGUAAUAUUUGAGGUGCUGUGCAAAAUAUUUAAAGAAAUGCUAAGCGCUGUAUUUUAUGGAGUAAUCUUAUUACUGCCUGGACUUGUUCUUUCAUUUUAUGGAAUAGUUUCCGUAUUCAUUUAUAUUUUAGCCAUUUUCUACAAUCAUUUAAGGGAUCUUCAGUGGGGCACGUUUCCAUUGAUGCCAUGAACAUGCAGAAUGUUCAGGCAAUACUUGCAGUUCUAUCUUUUUAACCACAGAAUUAGAUUUGGGACACUCACUGUUGUUUUCUGUAUGUAGGAUGCAUGCUUUGGUAGUGUACUGUUCAAAUCAUCUAUAUUGGAUUGUGUCAUAACAUUUUACUGAGUUGGUUUUCAACAUGGUAUUCAGUAAAAUGAAUUCAAUAAAAUGCUCAUUUAUUAAAAUGUGUAUAUGUUGUAUUGUUUACAGGUAUUUGUGAAAUUAUCGCUUCAGGGCUUCUUUGGUCCGUAUGUAUUUUAUAAAACGGGGAAAGACCAGUUAUACACUUCAGUAAUACAGUGCGAAUAUCCAAAAUCACCUUAUUAUUUGUUACUUUUAUACCUGUCAAAGUGUUAUCAAGGAAAACAAGGCAAAUUCUACCCAUCAUGCAACAUUGUUGGAUGUGUAAUAAAACCGGUGCAUCAAUGCAUCGCAAGGCAAACGUCACAAUGCAACUGCAUCAUUGUGAUAUGUAUAAUUUGUAUCGCAAACAUUGUUUAGGCAGAUUGAGGCACUGAAGUUAAAGGCACUUAACAUUGAAAUGUAUACUAUUAUUACAGUGAUUUCUUGAGAGUUAGUGGGGUGGGGGGGAAUCUGUCAAAUCUAAUGUUCACAUUCACAUCGCAGCUAAUGACAUCGUAUUGUGAUUAGUCAUUAAUUGUAUCAUACUGUUAUAAAUUCAGAGAAAUUGUAUUGUUUUUCAGAGUACCACUAUGGUAUUGUCAUCAAGUUGUAUAGUUACGCCCCUAGGUUAUCAGGAACGACCACCCAGGAAAGAUGUGGUGAUGGCGCCAUCUGCUGUCUUCCCAAAAAUAAAUCUAAUAAAUGAAAAUGAAACGUA
This is a messenger RNA of Anguilla anguilla (European eel), 6150 nucleotides long. RefSeq lists its product as uncharacterized. Bases 351 to 3671 code for a protein of 1106 amino acids. Lineage: Eukaryota; Metazoa; Chordata; Actinopteri; Anguilliformes; Anguillidae. The record is from RefSeq and is a predicted model, not a curated record. The transcript has 25 exons.